Molecule: messenger RNA, 1689 nt
Organism: Tinamus guttatus (white-throated tinamou)
Lineage: Eukaryota; Metazoa; Chordata; Aves; Tinamiformes; Tinamidae
Source: RefSeq, a predicted model, not a curated record
AUGGAGACCCUACCCUCUGCUCUGAAAGCAGCAUUUGCGGAAAAGAUUUCCUCUAGUGUAGAGCACCCUGCUGACCUGGUUAAGUACAUCCCUGAUGCUCUGGCCAGUUACAUUCCAAAAUCAUUGCUUGUUUUUGAGAAUGAGAAGCCUAAUAUUCAGGAUCUCAAUCAGAAAACAUGGACCCCAGAACAGGCUGCCAUGUUUUUCAAUGAUGUGAUAAAGACAGAACCUGAUUUCAGCAGGCUUUCCCAGUCUGUCCUCCAAGGCUUCACGUGUACAGCUGCCAAUGGGAUGAACGUGGAAAGUUCUCGGCAGCUAGCCAAAGCCAUGAAGCAGAAGAACGUCAAGCUAGGGGAAGACGAGCUGAGGUGCUUGGCGACGAUGGUGACUCUGAAAGGCAUUCCCAAGGAUUUAGACAGCUAUCCUAAAGACCUGUUGCUGUUUUUAAGUCCUUCAGACUAUGCAGCGACAGGAAGUUGUUGGCAGUACUUCUCUAAUAUUGGGAAAGCAAAUCUUGAUGUUCUGCAAAGAGAGUCCUCCCAGCGGAAACAGCUGCUGUUGGAAGCCUUAGCAUGUCUGAAAAUUCCUGACACUCAAGUAAAUGAGGAGAAUGCAGAGGUUCUGGGUCGUCUGGUCUGUGACCUGAGUGAAGAAUACAUUAGAAGUUCUGGUGGAGUUUUGCUGAAGCAAUUAAAUCGGUGUGAAUCUUUCCUGCCUGAACAAGAGGAGGCGAUUAGGACUGUUAUCAGCAGUGGAAACACUAAAUAUGGGCCUCCUUCAGCAUGGUCAGCUUCUACCUUGAAUGAACUUAGUGGAUUGAUUCCUGUGUUUGGUCACAGCAUCUUGCAGAAGAUCCCCAAGGAUGUUUUAACCCUUUGGCUGAAAAACUUUGCCCACGAUUCAUCUCUGUCGAGGGAAGAGCUGGCCUCCAUCACCGAGGAACUCCUGCCUUCUCGGCAUAAGCGUGCUGCUGAAUGCCCACCUGACCUGAAAAUAACACAAGAAGUUCUUGAGGAUGAUAUGAUGCCUAUUUACUACACCCCUGAGCAGCUACGUGUUUGCUUGAAGAACGUCUCUCUGGCUGAUCACCUCUCUCUGAUACUGAGCUACCCCUUCACUGUUCAGCAGUUAGCUGUGCUGAAGAGACAUCUGGAUGAGACGUAUCCUGAUGGGUAUCCUGAAAGUCUGCUCCCCAGAUUGGGCCCUCUGACUGCUUUCAUCACCCCUGAGGACAUUAGCAAAUGGAAGAUAAAUUCAGCUGAAACGCUGGCUGCCUUGCUACAGAAUCAGCCCUCUGAUGCAGACGCUGCUGUAAUGAUUAACCGAUAUGUUUGCUUGGGAAAUCGUUUGACCACCCCUGUGCUGAAUGCAAUUGGCACGAGAUACUUGUGCCUUCUAAAUGCAACCGAGCUGAACGCGAUAGACACCAACAGCCUGAAAACAGCAGCUCUUGAUCCUUCAGCCUGUUCACAAACUACUAAAGAUAUUUUGUACAAUAAAGCAAAACGUGCUCUCUCAGACCAGCACAACUCACGUGCUUAUUAUCUUCUUAUCAAACCAUAUCUAGGGGGUGCUCCUGGUAUAGAUCUCAAAGCUCUAAGCAAGGACAGAGUGAACAUGGACAUUGAAACUUUCACAAAGUUAAGAAAAGACUCUUUGCUGGAAUCCAUCAAAUUCAGCAUGAUGUAG